GUGAAUUUCCCGUGACGCAUAGGGUGGCGUUGCAAGCGCUCUCGUGAUCAAGAUGGCUGCAGAGUACGGUUCAGGUGUGAAAAGCGAUGCAACAGCGCAGCCAUCAACAAAUGUCCAACAGAGCACAAGCCGGGCAUUUCUCAUCCUCGUCAUGAUCUUUGUUGUCUCUCUACUAUGCCUUUUUCUAGUAUACCUAAAUUUCCCUCACUUAGAACCCUCGGAAAAGAAGCACAUGAAAUUGCCGAGGGAUAUAGAAGAUGCAAAGGGUCUGGGACAAGUUCUCAAUCGAUAUACUGACAAAUAUUUCUUGACGGUUACUUCUGGAUUCUUCGUUACCUACAUAUUCUUGCAAUCUUUUGCCAUCCCGGGUUCCAUAUUUCUCAGCAUUCUCUCAGGGUUUUUGUUUCCCUUUCCUAUGGCACUGUUCCUGGUGUGCCUUUGCUCCUCAAUGGGUGCCUCCUUCUGCUACUUCUUCUCGUACCUGGUGGGAAGACGACUUGUACUCAAAUACUUCCCUACGAGAGCCCUGCAGUGGUCCGAGCAGGUCGGCCAGCAUCGCGACCAUCUCCUAAACUACAUGAUCUUCUUGCGCAUCACACCUUUCCUACCCAACUGGUUCAUCAAUAUCACAGCGCCUGUCAUUGAUGUACCCAUAACACCAUUCUUCGUGGGAACAUUUCUCGGUGUUGCACCGCCAUCCUUUGUAGCCAUCCAAGCUGGAACGACCUUGCAGAAAUUGAGUUCAUCUGGGGAUGCUGUGUCGUGGUGGUCUGUCUCACUGCUAGCAGCUUUUGCAGUCCUGUCUCUCCUUCCAGUCAUUUUCAAAGGCAAACUAAAAAGGAAAGUUCUUUAAUGCCCAAUUCUGAAGCAAGCUGGUAUGCUUUCACGUGGAGAUGAGGACUUUCUACGGUGCACACUGUGACAUGUACAUACUUUGCUCGUGCAGGAUUGUGUGUUUGUUAACUUCAUUUUUCAACGUGUGACUCGCAUAUUAUAUGUGUCAUUAUCUCGGCUUUGUCUUGCCUGCAUCGAAGAAAAGCGGCCAUUUUGUUUGAAUGUUACUACGAUGUCACGCUUUCCAACUUGGGAAACCGUUGAGAGGAAUUCCAGGCAGGAUCUCAUCUUGCUGCUCCAAAAUUCAAGUUUCUCACGUGUUUCAAGACUUAACAGGGAGUGAAUGUUUGGCAAAGUGUUCAGGCAAAAGUUUUUUCUUCUCCUUUACAAGAAAUACAAGUGCAUGUGCACUUGCUUGCAUCUGACUGCUUAAUUGCCAAAGCACUAAAGACCUACGCUGGAAGAAAUGAUACGAGUAUAAAUUUUGACCAUACUUUAUGUUCAUAUUGUUGUAAUAUGCUUAGAAACUGACUCGCAAGAACUUGAAAACAUAUACUUUUUCACCCGGUAAGCGAAAAUUACACUUUUUGCAUCUUUUAAUCUACAUGUUGAUGCUGCUCCUCAGCCUACAGCGGGUUAACGGCAAAGAGAGGCAAAUAAAAAAGCCAAUGCAGGAAAUUCAGCGGUGAAGCCUUCUUUAAUAUACGCCAGCUUUCAUGAAAGAAGGCUUCACUGUUGAAUUUCCUGCAUACCCUACAGCAGGUUCAAAGACUAUUUACCAAAUCAAUUUUGUGGGACGACGAGUGUACUUGCAUUGCUGAAUUUUGUUCUCCAUGCAUUUGAAGAUUCGACUGCAUUUCCUAAAUGUACACUAAAAAUUUUUGUGCCCUUUUGCUCCAGUGACAUUAGUUAGUGGAUUGGUAAACAAGGUUGAUUGACUUAACCAGGACACCCCAUAAUGCCCUAUGUUGUAUCCUUUUUAAAAAAACAAGUAUUUCGGUAUAUGUUUUUGUACUUUGUUCUCUUUAUUGUUCCAGUACAUUUUUGUACAAUGUGCAGAGUUUGGAACAUUCCACUUCUUGACCUCUGGUUGUGUAACAUCAGUAUUUCAACACUUUCUUUUCGUAUACAUUGUUCUACUUUUACAAGCUAGUCAUGCAACUAACACACAUUUGUUUCUAGUUCUACCUUGUACAGUAUGGUUUGCAAUUUGUGAAAAUAGUAAUUUUUUUUUCCUUCGUGAAAUGCAUUACAGCAUGUCUCUGAUGCAAAGCUUAAUGUUUAGCAUUAUGGUGCACUACAAAUAAACAGACAGAAACAUGGA
Ornithodoros turicata is the source of this 2158-nucleotide messenger RNA. It is a transcript of the gene stas, whose product is annotated as transmembrane protein 41B-like. NCBI's taxonomy places the organism in Eukaryota, Metazoa, Arthropoda, Arachnida, Ixodida, Argasidae. Gene Ontology annotation, cellular component: endoplasmic reticulum membrane. The coding region runs from base 53 to 853 and encodes 266 amino acids. The transcript has 7 exons. The record is from RefSeq and is a predicted model, not a curated record.